UGGUAUAAAUGUUGCGGCCUACACCACUACGGCAUCAGUCGAUAACAUUGUUGAGCAGUGGCACUUAUUAAAGCUACCGGCGAAACUGUGAUCAGUAAUUCAGUAUUUCUGCAAAAUUAGAUUACUUUGACUUGUGCAAGUCGAAAUAAAACGCGUAAAAAUGUCAGUCUAUCCGUUUUUCAUUGAAUACGAGCGUCCACGUACUCGUCGUUUGAUGGACCAACACUUCGGCUUGGGGUUGACUCCUCAGGACUACUUGACAAUACUUGCAGUACCGCAAACUACCAGAGACUACUGCAGGCCCUGGCGGAAUCUUCAGGCAGCAGAUCGUGAUGUGGGAUCUACUAUUAAACAGGAUAAAGAUAAAUUCCAAGUAAACCUAGAUGUCCAACAUUUUUCUCCUGAAGAGAUUUCUGUAAAGACUGCAGAUGGAUUUUUAAUUGUUGAAGCUAAACAUGAAGAACGUCGAGACGAACAUGGUUUUAUUUCAAGGAGUUUCACGAGGAAGUAUGCUCUGCCUGAAGGUAUUGAAGCUGAUAUGGUGAUGUCGAAGCUGUCUUCAGACGGUGUCCUUAGCAUCACAGCACCAUUGAAAGUACCUCCAAAGAACUCUGAUGAGAGAAUUGUGCCUAUAGUCCAAACUGGACCUGUCAAGAGGCAAGGUGAAGAGGAACGAUCAUAAUUAUAUUAUGUUUUCGGCAUUUAAGGUUUGGUUGUAUUGUGUUAAUUGCGUUUUGUAUGAUUGUAUGAACUUUACUUUUAAGAAUUAAUUAAAUUUCAAUCUAGUCCUCUA
This is a messenger RNA of Papilio xuthus (Asian swallowtail), 793 nucleotides long. RefSeq names its product protein lethal(2)essential for life-like. Gene Ontology annotation, cellular component: cytoplasm; nucleus. The record is from RefSeq and is a predicted model, not a curated record. NCBI's taxonomy places the organism in Eukaryota, Metazoa, Arthropoda, Insecta, Lepidoptera, Papilionidae. Bases 161 to 682 code for a protein of 173 amino acids. The transcript has a single exon. Gene Ontology annotation, biological process: response to heat; protein refolding.